Molecule: messenger RNA, 988 nt
Organism: Ictalurus punctatus (channel catfish)
Lineage: Eukaryota; Metazoa; Chordata; Actinopteri; Siluriformes; Ictaluridae
Product: protein NYNRIN
Exons: 2
Coding region: 196-981 (261 amino acids)
Biological process (GO): DNA integration
Molecular function (GO): nucleic acid binding
Source: RefSeq, a predicted model, not a curated record
UAUAUAUAAAUAUAUGCAUAUUUUAGAGCAUGCACGCCAAUGGUACAUAUUUUAGACAUCUGUACGACUGCCCAUUGGGUAAAUAAGAAUUACUAGACCUGUAAUAUAUAACAACAUAUUCCCAGAUUGUGUGAUCCAGGAACAGGAAAACUGAAGGUGGGAGAAAAGUGUAUAUUGUCGGGCCAUUAUUGAGAAAUGACUGCCACAGGGCCUAGACGGGGGAGGUUCCUAACUCAGGACGGAGAAAGUAGGCGGCUGCGGCAUCCACAGGGACACAAUGGAGCCCGCUUGAAAGAGAUACAAAACGAUGCAGGAGUAAGUGAAAUUUUGUCCUGGUUAAAACGGGGGGCUCAAAAAGACGGUGCGGGGAUAUGGCGCAGUGUGGAAGGGUUGUGUAUAGCCCCAGUCAGCCUCCUCCCAUGCUUGAUCAAAGACGCCCAUGGCGUGGAUCAUGUCAAUAAGACUGAAAUGAUCCGGAAAAUCCGUCAGGAAUGGUGGUCCCCUCAGCUGGCCUCACAAGUGGACCAAAUGGUAAAUGUAUGUGCUGUGUGCAUCAACCACAACGUGCGAAAGAACCUCACCACCCCCUUAGGACAUAUUCCCCCGCCGACGGGACCGUUUCGGCAUCUAAUGAUGACUCAUAUAGACAUGGGAGCGGAGUUACAGGUGGAUGGGAAACGCUUCCUUCUGGUAAUAGUGGACCGCUUCAGCCGGUGGGUGGAGGCGACUGCUACUUCUGGGGAAGAUGUGGAGUCCGCCGCUAAAUUUUUAUGUUGUGAGGUCAUACCUCGAUUCGGUAUCCCUGAUUUUUUGAGUUCAGACAAUGGCAUACACUUCAUAAGUAACGUCCUUAAGAAUGUUACAUCGGCCUUGAAGAUUGAUCAUAAGCUAGGAUGUGUAUAUCUUCCUGAGUCCCAAAGCGCGAUGGAUCCAGGGUACCGCACCCUAACUAAUAAAUUGGCAAAAAUAUGCGAUGAAUGACACCUAA